Clonostachys byssicola is the source of this 1608-nucleotide messenger RNA. The record is from the annotation of a GenBank genome assembly. Lineage: Eukaryota; Fungi; Ascomycota; Sordariomycetes; Hypocreales; Bionectriaceae.
AUGCCAACACUACAACGUCCUUCUAGGCCAUGUAAGGAGUGCCAGCGGCGAAAGCUCCGCUGCGAUGCACAACAACCCAAAUGUGGUUUGUGUCAGAGGGCCCGUGUUCCAUGCGAGGCGUCUCCAGCGGGAAAACGAGGCCCCAAACGAGGCCAUCUGAAUGCCCUACGCAAUCGUCUUAUGCAGCUUGAGGAAACAUUGCAGAACCGACUUGACUCCGAGCAACGUCCGCAGGAGCAUGUGCAGGGGUUGCACCAUAGCCUUGACUCGACAGAUGCGUCACAAUCAGCCGACUUCCUGAGAGGCGAUGUUGGCUAUGGUGAUCCUUUGGCUCAAGCCUUCAUGUUAUCUGAGCCUUCAAUGGCUGGUGAUUUUGAUAACUUGGGUCUGGAACGAUUUCGUUUUCCUGAUCUAGCAGUAUCGCUUCCUCAGAUCGACCGUGGUACCCACGCCGAACUAGACCAGCUGUACUUCGACCGAGUUCACCCGUCUUUCCCCAUUAUCCAUAAACGACGUUAUCUAGGAUGGUCUAAGUCAACUGCCAAGUCUCGUUCCCAGGCUUGUUUGCAGAAAGUUAUGUGGAUCCUCGCUGUUUUGUUAUCUACACAAACGCGUGACUUAAUUAAUCCUUUAUACAGCCAAGUCAGACAGGAUAUUGACCUCAUAAUAAUGGAUACUAGCCCAUGCCAGUUGGAACUCGUUCAAGCUUGGACACUUCUGACCGUCUGUGAGCUGAUGCGUGCCAUGUAUGGACAGGCUUGGGCGAGCGCAGGACGAAUGUUCCGGCUACUUCAGGGAUUACGCUAUCAUGAGAUUGACAGUCCAAGGGAGGACCCUGUAGCAUCAGAGGGAAUGAUUGACCCUAUUCGAACAGAGGAGAAACGCCGCGUAUUCUGGAUGGCCUUUUUGAUUGACCAUCUGCUCAGCAUCCGAAAUCGUUGGCCAGUCACACUGAGCGAACACAUGGCAAGAUCCCCCCAAAGCUCCGUAACCGAACCGCCCUCACCAGAUACUUGCUCAUUCAACGAGUGCAUCAUCAUCGCGACAGUCAGCGGCCGUGGGCUGCUACGUGAUGUUCACGGCACCAUUUCUGAAGCGUAUGGUGGCUCUAGGCAGAUCCAUAUUGACCACGAUGAGUGGCUGAACCUUGUUCUUGCGACGCGAAACAAGGCCCUACGUCAAAGAGACGAUCCUGAUCGUUUGGCGACGUUUACUCAAAUCCUUGGGCAGGUGACUGAGAUUUUGUUUUGUAAAAGCCUGAUGACAAUGAACAAAAGCACUUCGAAUGAAAAUUGCACGCAAGAAUAUCGGUGUCGGGCUCUGAGGGCAGCGGAGAAGAUUGUGCUCUUUGCCACAGACCUCACAGCAUUGCACUUCUCCAUGGUCCAUCCGUUCAUGUUCAUACCUUUAUUUGUCACUGCCGAGUUCUUGUACGAGAACAGAGCGCUUGGAGACGGUGCAUUCCUGACGCAACUACGAAACCUAGUUGGCAUACUUGGUCAGUUGACGAAUGUCAACGAUCUCGAAAGGAGUUAUCUGGAUUUACUAUCGCGAUCCUGUAUAUCAUCGUCGCGGGGAGUUUUGGAGCAAAGCGCGCAGCAGACAUAG